UUAGAAAAAUAUAUUGAAUCCAAAGUACGGUAAUCCUAUUCAAAUAAAAAUCUCCAUGUAACCUCAAUGCCGUUUAAUCAUGACUGAAAUCACUCUCAAGGAUGAAAAGAAAUCUUCUCAUCUCACUGCAACUUCAACGCUAAGAAAUUUGAACACUGAUCGCUUUGUAUUUACACACUUUUUCUUUUUGUUUGUUUUGUGUUUUGUUGUUGGAGUUAUUUUUUUACAUUCUACAAUCAACUUGUGGAAUUAUCAGACAAAUGAAGAUGUUUUAAUGAACCUACUGGAGUUAGCAACUCAUGGUUUUAACCUGGGUACAAAAGACGGAAAAACAUGGGACAGCUAUGUGGUAACUCUUUCAAAUGCUAGCUUUCAUCGAAUUUGAUUGUGAUGUCGCUAAUGCAUCGAAAUAGAUUUUCAUUCGUUAAAGAAGGAAAAAUAAAAAUAAAUUUUGAAAACCUUUUUGAUUAUUUAUAAACGAAAAUAUUUUUUGUUAUA
Molecule: messenger RNA, 498 nt
Organism: Hydra vulgaris (swiftwater hydra)
Lineage: Eukaryota; Metazoa; Cnidaria; Hydrozoa; Anthoathecata; Hydridae
Source: RefSeq, a predicted model, not a curated record